GAGAAAUGGCACAGAAAGGAGUUCAGCUGGACCGAGAAACCUUCUCUUGUUUGAUCUGUUUGGAUCUACUGAAGGAUCCGGUGACUAUUCCCUGUGGACACAGCUACUGCAUGAACUGUAUUAAAGGCUUCUGGGAUGAAGAGGAGGAGAAGAAAAUCUGCAGCUGCCCUCAGUGCAGACAGACCUUCACACCGAGGUCUGUCCUGGUGGAAAACACCAUGUUAGCAGAUUUAGUGGAGAAGUUCAAGAAGACUGGACUCCAAGCUGCUCCUGCUGAUCAUUGCUAUGCUGGACCUGAAGAUGAGGCCUGCGAUGUCUGCACUGAGAGAAAAAUGAAGACAGUGAAGUCCUGUUAUCUCUGCUCUGUGGAUGAACAUAAAGGCCACAACACAGUCUCAGCUGCAGCAGAAAGGACUGAGAGGCAGAGAGAGCUCGAGGUGAGUCGAAUAAACAUCCAGCAGAGAAUCCAGGACAAAGAGAAAGAUGUGAAGCUGCUUCAACAGGAGGUGGAGGCCAUCAAUCAGUCUGCUCAUAAAACAGUGGAGCACAGUGAGAAGAUCUUCACUGAGCUGAUCCGUGUGAUCCAGAAAAGAAGCUCUGAUGUGAAGCAGCAGAUCAGAUCCCAGCAGGAAACUGAAGUGAGUCGAGUCAAAGAGCUUCAGGAGAAGCUGGAGCAGGAGAUCACUGAGCUGAAGAGGAAAGACGCUGAGCUGAAGCAGCUCUCACACACAGAGGAUCACAUCCAGUUUCUACACAACUACCCCUCACUGUCAGCACUCAGUGAGUCUACACACUCAUCCAGCAUCAAUAUCCGUCCUCUGAGAUACUUUGAGGAUGUGACAGCAGCUGUGUCAGAGCUCAGAGAGAAACUACAGGACAUCCUGAGAGAGGAACGGACAAACAUCUCACUGACAGUCACUGAAGUGGAUGUUUUACUGUCAGAUCCACCAGAGCCAAAGACCAGAGCUGGAUUCUUAAAAUAUUCACAGGAAAUCACAUUGGAUCCAAACACAGCACACAAACAGCUGUUAUUAUCAGAGGGGAAUAGAAAAGUAACAUUUGUGAAACGUCAACAGUCUUAUUCUGAUCAUCCAGACAGAUUUACUUAUUGGUUUCAGGUCCUGAGCAGAGAGAGUCUGACUGGACGUUGUUACUGGGAGGUGGAGUGGAGAGGGAAACGAGUUUAUGUAGCAGUCGCAUACAAGAAUAUCAGCAGAGCAGGGUGGGACAGUGAAUGUGGAUUUGGACGUAAUGACAGAUCUUGGGCAUUAAACUGUGUAUCAGACAGUUUUAUAUUUUGGUAUGACAACAUCAAAACACGUGUUUCCAGAGUAGGAGUGUACCUGGAUCACAGAGCAGGUAUUCUGUCCUUCUACAGCAUCUCUGAAACCAUGACUCUCCUCCACAGAGUCCAGACCACAUUCACUCAGCCGCUCUAUGCUGGAUUGAUGCUUUAUCAUGAUUAUGGAAACUCUGCUGAGUUCAUUAAGCUGAAAUAGAAGAAGUCUUUCAUAUUGUUGUGGGUUUAAAUCUGUAUUUUAGUUCAUGUUAUUUUCUCUCCAUCAUUGUUGUGGCAUUUCUGCACUGCACAGAGAUCAGCUGUCAGUCAAACAUUAUGGGUGGUACCUUGACAUCUUCUAGUUGUUCUCUUGAUGUAUUGGAGUUUUUCUGUUU
Messenger RNA from Archocentrus centrarchus (flier cichlid), 1674 nucleotides. Its product is annotated as tripartite motif-containing protein 16-like protein. The coding region runs from base 6 to 1499 and encodes 497 amino acids. Lineage: Eukaryota; Metazoa; Chordata; Actinopteri; Cichliformes; Cichlidae. Gene Ontology annotation, molecular function: protein binding. The transcript has a single exon. The record is from RefSeq and is a predicted model, not a curated record.